CCUCUCCGUGCGGCUCUCUUCCCCAUUUCGCUGCUUUGUUUUCAUCGUUGCUCCUCUGAUCAUGGCUGCCCAUUCUGCAGAAGAACCGUUCCCCUUCCAUGGACUGCUUCCCAAAAAAGAAACAGGAGCCACGUCUUAUCUCACCAGGUUCCCCGAGUACGAUGGCCGAGGAGUGCUCAUCGCUAUCCUGGACACUGGCGUUGAUCCCGGGGCCCCCGGCAUGCAGGUCACAACUGAAGGGAAGCCAAAGAUCGUCGACAUCAUCGAUACAACAGGCAGCGGUGACGUGAAUAUGACCACGUUGGCAGAACCUAAAGAUGGGACAAUCACUGGCCUCUCUGGUAGAACACUUAAGAUCCCACCUUCCUGGGUAAAUCCAUCAGGGAAGUAUCGCAUUGGAGUUAAAAAUGGCUAUGAGUUCUUCCCUAAGGCUCUAAAAGAAAGAAUACAGAAAGAGCGAAAGGAGAAGUUGUGGGACCCACCACACCGAGCAGCACUAGCAGAGGUCUCACGCAAAUCCGAAGAGUUUGACCUCUCUCACCCAACACCCUCACAGAUGGAGAAGUUACAGAAAGAAGAGCUGCAGAGUCAGUCUGAGCUGCUGGCGUCACUAGAAAAGAAGUACAGUGACCCUGGUCCUGUAUAUGACUGUGUUCUUUGGCAUGAUGGAUUCACAUGGAGGGCUGUGGUCGACACUUCAGAGAGUGGAGACCUGCCCCAGUGCACCGUGCUGACCUCCUACAAAGAGUCACAAGAGUAUGCCACGUUGGGAAAUGCUGAGAUGCUCAACUACUCCGUUAAUAUUUAUGAUGAGGGAAACACACUCUGCAUCGUCACCAGUGGAGGGGCUCAUGGGACACAUGUCGCAAGCAUCGCAGCAGGGUACUUCCCAGAGGAACCUGAGCGCAACGGCGUGUCCCCCGGUGCCCAAAUCCUGGCUCUUAAGAUUGGAGACACUCGCCUCAGCACAAUGGAAACAGGCACUGGACUCAUCCGCGCGAUGAUUGAAGUCAUCAACUACAAGUGUGACCUGGUUAACUACAGCUAUGGGGAAGCCACCCACUGGCCUAAUACAGGGAGGAUUUGUGAGGUGAUCACUGAGGCUGUGCAGAAGCACAAUGUGAUAUUUGUUUCAAGUGCAGGAAACAACGGCCCCUGCCUUUCGACGGUCGGCUGCCCAGGAGGAACCACCAGCAGUGUCAUAGGAGUUGGAGCAUAUGUGACUCCAGACAUGAUGGUGGCAGAGUAUUCCCUGAGAGAGAAGCUACCUCCCAACCAGUACACCUGGUCGUCCCGGGGCCCCAGUACAGACGGGGCCCUGGGAGUCAGCAUCAGUGCGCCAGGUGGGGCCAUUGCAUCUGUACCCAACUGGACUCUUCGUGGUACACAGCUAAUGAACGGCACUUCUAUGUCGUCCCCUAAUGCCUGUGGCGGCAUCGCACUGAUCCUCUCAGGAUUAAAGCAGAAUGGUAUCCCUCCCUCUGUUCCUGCGGUGAGAAGGGCGCUGGAGCAAACAGCUUUGAAGAUCGAUGACAUCGAGGUGUUUGCACAAGGCCAUGGAAUAAUCCAGGUGGAUAAGGCUUUAGACUACCUCACUCAACACGCCUCUUUACCCACAAGCCAACUAGGCUUCUCAGUAAGUGUCGGAUCACAGAGAGGCAUCUACCUCAGGGACCCAGCCCAUGUUCUCGCACCCUCAGAUCACGGAGUAGGAAUUGAACCAAUCUUCCCGGAAAACACAGGGAACCCUGAGCGAAUCACCUUGCAGCUACACUUAGCGCUGACAUGUGCCGCCCCUUGGGUCCAGUGCCCCUCCCAUCUAGAGCUGAUGAACCAGUGUCGCCAUGUGAACGUCCGCAUCGAUCCUGUGGGGCUGAGAGAGGGAGUGCACUACACAGAGGUGUGUGGGUAUGACACAUCAGCACCUAGCUGUGGACCUCUUUUCAGAGUCCCAAUCACAGUUAUAAUCCCUGCCAAAGUGACAGAUAGUCGUAAUCCAGAGGUGUGUUUCACAGACGUCCACUUCAGACCGGGUCAGAUCAGACGCCACUUCAUCACGGUUCCUCAGGGAGCCUCCUGGGCAGAGAUCACACUGACCUCUCAUUCGGUGGACGUGUCCUCCAAGUUUGUUCUCCAUGCGGUGCACCUGGUCAAACAGAAAGCCUACCGAGCUAAUGAAUUCUACAAGUUCUCCUCCCUGUUGGAAAGAGGCUCACUAAUUGAAGCUUUCCCAGUGCUGUCUGGCAGGAUAGUAGAGUUUUGUAUUGCACGCUGGUGGGCGAGCCUUGGAGACGUCACAGUGGACUACAGCAUUUCCUUCCAUGGACUCCACACUUCCCCUUCACCCCUGCACAUACAUGCCUCAGAGGGAGUGACGAGUUUUGAUGUGUCGUCUCCACUGAGGUACGAGGAGGUGUCCCCCACUAUCACCUUUAAGUCUUGGGUUCAGCCUCUCAGGCCGUUAAAUUCAAAGAUAAAAGCCCUUGGAUUGAGGGACAUUCUGCCAAACAACCGACAACUCUAUGAGAUUGUGCUCACCUAUAGCUUUCACCAGCCGAAGAGCGGAGAGGUCACCCCCAGCUGUCCCAUGCUGUGUGAGCUGCUGUAUGAGUCUGAGUUUGACAGUCAGCUCUGGAUGCUGUAUGACCAGAACAAGAGGCUACUGGGCUCUGGGGAUGCCUACCCUCACCAGUAUUCUCUGAAGCUGGAAAAGGGGGACUACACUGUGCGUCUGCAGGUCCGCCACGAGCAGUCCAGCGAGCUGGAGCGCCUUAAGGACCUACCGUUUGUGGUUUCCCACCGUCUGUCCACCACACUCAGUCUGGAUGUCUACGAGUCGCACCGUGCUGCCCUCAUGGCCAAGAAGAAGGCAAACUCUCUCACCCUGUGCCCGGGCGCCACUCAGCCCUUCUACGUCACAGCCCUGCCAGACGACAAGGUCCCAAAGGGGACGAGUCCAGGAUGCUAUCUUUCAGGUUCGCUGGUUGUUCCCAAGAGCGAAUUUGGCAAGAAAGCAGGGCAGGCCUCUGCAAAACGACAAGGAAAGUUUAAAAAGGAUAUCGUUCCGGUCAUCUACCACCUAAUUCCUGCUCCCAACAAAACGAAGAACGGAGGAAAGGAGAAGGACAAGGAAGCAGACAAAGAGAAGGACGUGAAGGAGGAGUUUGCGGAAGCUAUGAGAGACUUAAAGAUCCAGUGGAUGACAAAGUUGGACACCAGCAUCAUCUAUGAUGAAUUGAGGGAAAACUACCAAGAUUACCUCCCCCUGCACGUGCAACGACUACACCAGCUGGACUCUGAAAAGGAGCGCGCCAAACGUCUGAAGGAGGUUGUGUCUGCAGCCGACAUCGUCAUCUCCCACAUCGACCAGACGGCCUUGGCUGUUUACCUCACCUUGAAGACUGACCCUCGGCCUGAUGCCGCCUCCAUCAAAACUGACAUGGAGAAGCAGAAGUCGUCGCUGCUGGACGCUCUGUGCAGGAAGGGCUGCGCUCAGGCCGACCAGCUCCUGCUGCCCCCCACGCCGCAGGACGGUGCCGCUGCGGUCUUGACGGGACCACCACCGGCAGCAGAAGAAGAAGAAGAAGAGGAAAUUGGGGACCAGGUGGCCAGCAGCUCUGAUGACUCCGUGCAGAGUGUGGUUAUAGCGUUGACGGAAACAUUUUGGGAGGUGCAGAAGUGGGCGGAGCUAACUGACUCCAAGGUAUUGAUGUUUUCAUACAAACACGCUCUCGUGAACAAGAUGUACGGCCGAGCUUUAAAAUAUGCCUCAAAGAUGGUGGAGGAGAAGCCCAGCAAAGACAACAUGAAGAACUGCAUCCAGCUGAUGCGACACCUCCGAUGGACCCACUGCGCCACCUUCAGUGAGAACUGGCUCCCUGUCAUGUACCCCGCAGAAUACACUGCUUUCUAGGCACAGACGCACAUGCAUGCACGAGCACAGUCCAUCACAUGGUAACUUGAAUAUCAUGCCCCUCAGGGUUACAUGGUCUAUGCAUCUGUGGUUUUCAAAUGUAGAUGUAGACGGACACCAAAAUGAAGGAUGACAAAGAGUGUGAACAGUUAGAGACACUCGACAACUUAUAAGGCGAGAGGGGAUCACUCUCGUCCUGUCUGUAAGUGUUCAACAUCAGACACAACAGACAAAUUACAAAUCAUUUACUUCAUAUUCUUUAAACCUUUUAAACCGCUGUCAAGGCUUGAAUAUACUGUAGCUCGGUGCUUUCUUAAUUGGCUGUUGUCCUUCUUAUUUUGGUGUCAGAUACACAUUUAUAGGCUUUCAUAUCCCUGCUCGUCCGUCAGAUUUCCAGACUCCAUAUCACACACGUAACCUCAUUCACUGCACAUCACAUAGAUCACCUCAAUCUCUCAUGUAAAUAUUGUAGAAGGCCACUGCGGACUCCAGGGACGCAUUCGAAGUCUUUUACAGAAAAUAAGAAAGAAAUGACUGCGACCCUAUCGACUCACUUUCAAAAGGGACAGCAGAAAAACUGGCCGUUAUGAUACUUAGAAGACAGGAGGACUUUGCUGCUGCACGAUGUUCGGACAUACGAGGUCACACACGGUCUGCCCUAUCCCUGAAAUAAAAGGGAGUCAGAACUUGAUCACUUCUUCUUUGUUUGUUGACUGUUUCAGCCAGGCCUGGUCGAUAAAUUUAACAUUUUGUCCGGCUGUCUUUUUAGGCUCUGACUAGAGUACACAAAACAAUAUUAAGGGUGCCUUUCUACUUGUACCUUACCCUUUUUUUCAGUUGCGAUGAGAAAGUGCGAGGCUGCAGAACCAGUAGCGUCUACAAACACUCAUUUUACCCAUCAUCCUAAAGCUCAUAUAUCUGCAGUAUGCAGGCCGUCAGUGACUUGUCAGCUACUAGGAAGCCACAAACACUUUCAAGGCUUCGGAUGUAAUGAGCAGCACAUUUCAAUAAAAACUUUACUUACAGACCUCAAUCACAUCCAAUUUGCAGUUUAGAGAGAGCGGAAGGAUGUCAACAUUUCAUUGUAAAAUGUCCACGCAGUAUUAGACGUUUUUUCUGCAGCAUUCAAAAUGUUGCAUUUGUACACAGUGUCAUAAAAUAAUGUACAUACACACAUAACGUAAAAAAAAUAUUAAAAUGCAAUAGGUAUAUUCAACAAAUAUUAUUCUAAUUGAUGUAUUUUGCAUAUAUGCAUGUCUUCUAGGGUGUAAGGAGGAACAAUGGUUUAUUUUGAAGCAGAUUUUAGUUUGUUUCAAUUAGAAAGGUUUUAAAUCCCAAACAAGGUUCUGAUGAUUGUCCACUGUUUGUUGUUUUCAUGAGUGUGUGUUUGUGAAUGACUUUGUUACUUGUGAACAUAUUUUUGUGUCCCUGAACAUUUUCUCCCUACAGAACGGAUGGUAGCCAAUUAGGAGGCUAAGCAUGGAUUUGUUUUUGGUUUGUUUUCUGAUACAUUAUUUACGUGCCAGUGGUUUUGUAUGUUUUAUUAGCUUUUCUAAAAAUACAUAGCAAUUUAACAUGGGAUCUUAAGUUAUGUUUAAUGGGUUUUCUCAGUCAACUGUUUUUUUUUUCAAGAUUGAUUAGGAGAUUUUUUCAAACCUUCAUACUGAACACCAAGUCUGCAUUAAAGGACUUUAAACCAAAUGUAUUCAUCUAUUUACCAAGGAAUGGUGGAGAUUUUACAUAAGGAUAAAACAUUUUGACAAAUUUAGAACGUUUUUAUUCCACAUGAGAGCUUUCUGUUUAUUCUACCUCACUGGGUUCAGGUUCUACAGGCAAUGUCACAGAAUAUAAGAGGAGAAGAAAAAUGAUCUGCCAAGUAUAAAACUGCAUCUCAUACACAUACAACAGGCAUGUUCCUUUAAAAAAAAUGUCACCUCAUCAAUUAUCUUAAAUCUGUACUUUAAAUUAUUUUAGAUUUGUGACCUUUUUCCGCUUUGAAUCUGUAAAACUAAGAGAAUUAUUUUCUGUCGGUCUGUAGUGGUACCAGUUUAACAAAGGAUUGCCCCAUGAUAAGUUGGUGUGAAGACACAAAAGGCACAGCAUUAUAAAAUUUUACAAUAGGAGGAAAUUGACUUGCCUUAAAACCACCCAGUGUGAGAACCACACGUAUGUAAUGGCUCGAAAUUGUAUUCGAUGACCUCACAUGUGAAGGAUGCAUACAUAGGAAUUCAAAUGCAGCUAUUUGAAAGCCGAGGCCUUUCAUUCUCAUUCGAGUAAACAAUAUCUUCUGAGAUGACUGUAAACUAUACUAACUAUACACACUCCGCCGAGCAGUUGGCGCAGCCCAUGUUGACCCUGGUUAACGCCACCUCGUGUUUCUGUUUUUAGCCAGGGCUUGCAGACACUCUCUGCAGCAGUGUCAGCACCGGCCUCUCAGAGUGCCCAGGGCUUACUCAAGUCAUUUGGGUUUAAAUGAAUUUGUGCUCAUUGUUUUUAGGCUUUUUUUUUCUUUUGUUUUCUCUUUGUCUUUUUUCUUUUUCAUGUGUUUGGACUUUGGCUGUUGCAGAUGUUACCUUCAGGUCUCUCCUGUCUAAAGUACAUUGCCACUAACAGUCUCUCUCACAAAUGGCCUUAACUUUAACCACAGGACUGUACCGUCCAUUUCUCUUUAUCUGUUGCUUUCACUCUACUGGUGUCAGGAAAUACUUCUUCUGGAUGUUGAGUGUUUAUAUUUGUAGUCAUAAAAUGUAGUAAAUGCCAAUAUUUUACAGAAUGUUAUGAAAUAAGGUUGUAUGCUCUUAGUAUAAUUUUAUACCCCUUCUUCCUUGAUGACAUGGGAAAGACCCGAGCUACUGUCACACUAUUUUAUUGUCACAUGGAAAUAAGUCACAUACAAGGAAAACAAAACUGAAUAAAAACGAUUUGGAAGAA
Eleginops maclovinus (Patagonian blennie) is the source of this 6844-nucleotide messenger RNA. It is a transcript of the gene tpp2, whose product is annotated as tripeptidyl peptidase 2. Gene Ontology annotation, biological process: proteolysis. Gene Ontology annotation, cellular component: cytosol. The record is from RefSeq and is a predicted model, not a curated record. The coding region runs from base 62 to 3913 and encodes 1283 amino acids. Gene Ontology annotation, molecular function: serine-type endopeptidase activity; tripeptidyl-peptidase activity. The transcript has 29 exons. NCBI's taxonomy places the organism in Eukaryota, Metazoa, Chordata, Actinopteri, Perciformes, Eleginopidae.